This is a messenger RNA of Perognathus longimembris pacificus (Pacific pocket mouse), 1718 nucleotides long. RefSeq names its product death associated protein 3 (gene Dap3). Gene Ontology annotation, biological process: apoptotic process. Gene Ontology annotation, molecular function: structural constituent of ribosome. The record is from RefSeq and is a predicted model, not a curated record. The transcript has 13 exons. Lineage: Eukaryota; Metazoa; Chordata; Mammalia; Rodentia; Heteromyidae. The coding region runs from base 229 to 1422 and encodes 397 amino acids. Gene Ontology annotation, cellular component: mitochondrial small ribosomal subunit; mitochondrial ribosome.
CGCUCCUCCUCCUCGGCGCGGUGAGCGGGUCGGGGGAGGCGGCGCGCCCCUCCGCUGGCCGGUGGUUGGAGGCCGCGGCGACUGCGCGCUGACUAGCUUCCUGCCGUACGACCCGAGCUGUCUUCCCAGUGGCGUGACGGGCGCUUCGGAGCCGGCUGCGGGAGUCGAGCGCCAGUCCCCCCCACCCACCACCCACCCCGCGUCUAGCGUCUCACGAGCAUCAGAACAAUGCUGAAAGGAAUUACCCGGCUUGUCUCCAAGGCCUAUAAAUUGGACUCUGGAUGUUUUUUGCACACUGGGACCCAGGUACCCCAAAACAUUGCUGUUCACCUAAAUAAUGAGAUUCUUGUUGAGAGUCCCAGAGCUAUUUCCCGGACCAGUGAAAGUGACCCGGCCAAGCAUGGGGAACAGCAUGAAGGUCAGUACUACAACAUCCCUCUCCAGGAUCUGAAGACUAUAUUUCCCCAUGGCCUGCCUCCUCGCUAUGUAAUGCAGGUGAAGACAUUUGGCGAAGCUUACCUGAUGGUAAGAAAACCAGCCCUAGAGCUUCUGCAUUACCUGAAAAACACCAAUUUUGCUCAUCCAGCUGUACGCUAUCUUCUGUAUGGGGGAAAAGGAACAGGAAAAACCCUCAGUCUUUGCCAUGUUACUCAUUUCUGUGCAAAACACGACUGGCUUAUAUUGCAUAUUCCAGAUGCUCAUCUUUGGGUAAAAAAUUGCCGGGAACUUCUGCAGUCUACCUUCAACAAACAGCGCUUUGAUCAACCUUUAGAGGCUUCAGCCUGGCUGAAGAAUUUCAAAACUACGAAUGAACGCUUCCUUAGCCAGAUAAAAAUUCAAGAGAAGUAUGUCUGGAAUAAGAGAGAGAGCACCGAGAAAGGCAGUCCUCUGAGAGACAUUGUUGAGCAGGGCAUAACACGAGUGAGAAAUGCUACCGAUGCUUUUGGGAUUGUGCUGAAGGAGCUCAAGAGGCAAAGCUCUUCCGGGAUGUUUCACCUUCUUGUGGCAGUAGAUGGGGUCAAUGCUCUGUGGGGCAGGACCACACUGAAAAGACAAGAUAAAAGUCCGAUUGCCCCAGAGGAACUGGCACUUGUUCAUAACCUAAGGAAGAUGGUGAAAAAUGAUUGGAAUGGAGGUGCCGUUGUGUUGACAUUGAGCCAAACUGGGUCUCUCUUUAAGCCCAGCAAUGCCUACAUGCCUCAUGAGCUGCUGGAAAAGGAAGGAUUUGAUGCACUGGAUCCCUUCCUUCCCAUCCUGGUUCCUAACUAUAAUGCAAAGGAAUUUGAAAGUUCCAUGCAGUAUUAUUUAGAGAAUAAGUGGCUGCAGCAUGAGAAAGCUGCUACAGAAGAAGGGAAGAAGGAGCUGCUGUUUCUAAGUAAUGCCAAUCCUGGACAGCUGGAACGGCUCUGUGCCUAUCUCUAAACCAUGGGCUCAAUAAGCGUGGAAAACAGUGGACUUUUCUUUCAAGCUGUACGCAGUCAUGUGGGGAAACUCCACUGUACCCAGGUAGAGCAGCCAGGCUUCUCUAAGUACAGAAUUACACAGGGCUGCAGUUGGCUUUGGGACUUCAGGGUUUUGAAAAAGGUUCCUUUUGAAGUGACUGUAAACCAUAGAAUGUCCUCUUGUUCCUAAGACUGAUACUAGUUUUGGGAUAUUGUUUUCAUAUCUAAGAUAAUCAUGAAUCUUUCCUUAAAAAAUAAAGUACCUUUCUUAAGACA